UCCAUGCGGGCUCGGCAGCAGGCCCAAGAGAUGAAGCGGCAGCAGGAGCUGGAGAACAAGGUGGUGGCUCUGAGCCGCGAGUUGGACGUCCAGCGAGCCAAAGUGCAGCAGCUGCACGAACUGCUGGCGUGUAGGGAACAAGAGCACAGAAAGCAGCUGGAGUUGCGGCCGCAGCCAGGCGGGACGGACUUCCUGGCAGCAGUGGCAAGAGAAGUGGCGUCUGAGAAGCAAAGUUACACUCGGAGAGAGUCUGAGUUGAAGGAUAAAGUGGAGGAGGGCAAGAAAGCAUACGCGGCCCUGGAGGACGAAUUCCGCAUGGCGCUCACCUUCGAGGCCGCGCGCUUCUCUGAGGUCAAGAAGGCGUACGACGAAAUGACGGCAGAGCUGCCGGAGCUCCGAGUGACGCUGGCUCAGUCGCGGCAGGCGGAGAAGAAAUCCGCCUCCCUGGCGCAGGAGCUCGCGGCGCUGGUCGAGGAGCAGAAGAGCCGCAUCACGGAGCUCAUCAACGCAAAGAGAAACGCCGUGACUGAGUUCAAGAGGCGCGCCCGGGCCCUUGAGGCCGACCUGGAUCGGGACCGCCGUCUGCGCCUUCAGCUGGAGGCGCUCAAGAAGGACAAAGCGCGACUGUCGUCUCAGCUCGGCGCGCAGGAGUCUGUCAUCGAUGGGCUCAGGGCAGAGAGGAGGCUCUGGGGGCAGGAGCUCGCUCAGCAAGGAGCAUCUCUGGCUCAGGACCGCGGACGUCUGGAGGCCAGGAUCGAGGCACUGGGCGCUGAGGUGGAGGCGCAGAAGAAGCAGAUUGAGCGGGACCACGACGCCCUCCAAAUUAAAGCCAAAAUCAUGGAGGAUCAAACCGAAUCCAUCCGCAAACUCAAAGAGACGCUGCAGGAGCGCGACGAGCAGGCCCGCAGGCUCCGCGACGACAACGCCCAGGCCGAGAAGACGUUCCAGCGGCAGCUCCGAGAGGAGACCUCUCGGCUGUCAGAGCUGGAGGGGCACGUGCGACGCCUCAGCUUGCGCAAGGAGGAGCUGAAGCAGCAGUUGGCGGACAAGGAGGCCCAAGUCGAAGAGGUGAAACGAGUUCACGGCGAGUCGACUAAAAAGUGGCACGAAAAGGCUCAGCUGCUCACUCAACUGGAGAGCCAAGUGAAGCGCAUGAAGGAAAACUUUGAGAGCAAGGAACGCACGCUCCUGGAAGAGAAUGAGCAAUUGACCGAAGCGCACGGAGCGGCGGUGGAGAAGCUGCGAUGCAUGGACGACGCCUUUUGCGCGCAGCUACAGUCCCUCCAGGCCGCCCAUCAGGCUGAGCUGCUUCAGAUGGCGAAUGACAAGCACGAUCGGAUGGAAGAAGCCAAUCAAAAGGUAUUUGAAGUUGAAGAGGAGAUGCGUCAGUUGCUGCUUGAGGUGGAAGCCAACAAGAGGAUCACAGAGGAGAAAAUGAAACGCCUUAACAGUGUACUAAAAGAUUUGAACUGGUAAAAUAUAUUGGUAAUAUGUCAUCGCAACUGG
Messenger RNA from Hippocampus comes (tiger tail seahorse), 1506 nucleotides. RefSeq names its product leucine-rich repeat and coiled-coil domain-containing protein 1. Bases 4 to 1476 code for a protein of 490 amino acids. The record is from RefSeq and is a predicted model, not a curated record. The transcript is spliced from 10 exons. NCBI's taxonomy places the organism in Eukaryota, Metazoa, Chordata, Actinopteri, Syngnathiformes, Syngnathidae.